Molecule: messenger RNA, 2033 nt
Organism: Photinus pyralis (common eastern firefly)
Lineage: Eukaryota; Metazoa; Arthropoda; Insecta; Coleoptera; Lampyridae
Gene: ref(2)P
Product: sequestosome-1
Exons: 7
Coding region: 607-1887 (426 amino acids)
Biological process (GO): mitophagy; endosome organization; aggrephagy
Cellular component (GO): aggresome; amphisome
Molecular function (GO): K63-linked polyubiquitin modification-dependent protein binding; zinc ion binding; protein kinase C binding
Source: RefSeq, a predicted model, not a curated record
UUACUGGCUAUUUAAAAAAUAAGCUGCGAUGAAUUCCAAUAAUCCCAGAAAAUACCUACUUCUCAAUGCACGCAUCUUCAGCAAUAUGAGAUUGUUUUUAUGUAUUUUUGUUAGCCGGCCAAGGUCUCGGUUAUCAAUAUUCAAAGAUAAUCGCAUUUCCUAGUGUACCUAUUUAUAGACUGUAUAGUUACCUACUAGAUCGAGGACAGGUAAGCGGGGCCAAGGUAAGGUGUUCUGUCGGGUCAGCCAAAAGUUCAUGUUCAUAUAGGUAUGGCUGGCUGUAAUUUGGUCAAAAUGGCCUAAAUUGAAGCUGUUUGUGCGAUUAUUGCGUUUCAAAAGUUUUUCAAUAUUUUAAUUCCACGAAGCAAUCUACUAAUCCGGGUUUAUCACAAAGCCGCCAAAGCAAUUAUUCAGUAAUAUUAAAAUUCUUAAUUAGUCAUUGUCAGUCACAAUUAAUGUAUGGAUCUAUUACAAUUUGGUCAAUGACGGUUACGGGGAAUCACUGGUAAAUUAUUCAAUCUAUGUUUAUUGUGUCAUUAGCAGACGGAAAAGGUCAAUUAUGUUCAUUGCACUAACAUUUACUGUAGAAGAAGAAACGACCUCAUCAUGGCCGAUGGUAAUGUAAUGAAUCUUAAAAUCUUCCUAAAAGGGGAUACCCCCGAUGAAGUUCGUCGAAUAACCGUAGAUGCAUCGGUUGCUACAAGCUUCAUAUUUAUGAAAGAAAAACUUCAAAGUGUUUUCCCCAUUUUGCGAAAUUCUCCGUUCAAGAUAACAUGGAAAGAUAUUGACGAUGACGAAAUCACAAUUGCGUCUGAUGAAGACUUUAUUACUGCAUUUACGGAGAUGAAUGGGAAUGUUAAAAUAUUGACCGUAACAGUUUCAAAACGUGCUGUUGAGUCUGGGAUCUAUGUUUGCGCCGCUUCCGAGGAGCCUCCAAAACCGUUGAUAAUUUGUGACGGUUGCGACCGAAGCAUUCCAGGGUUUCGCUAUAAGUGUUUGCAAUGCCCUGACUACGAUCUCUGCGGGAACUGCGAGUUUCAAGGGUGUCACUCCAAUCAUGUCAUGGUUCGUUUGCCCCACAAUGAAACUUACUCGCCGCGAUGCGCGCGUAAGUUCAUGCACCAUAUUGCGCGAAACUUGAAAAAAUCGGCUCACUGCGCAAGCAAAGAGGCCCAUCGGGCAGCUAAACAUGCAGCGAGAUACGCCUCAAAAUGUAGACAAACAGACUCGUCGGCUGAAGAAGACGACCAAACACCAAGCUGCCCUUUCACCGCAAAGGACGCCCACGAGUUUGGAACAUUUGCCCAACAGACAUUGUCGGAGAUCUUUAAACCAACCACUUCGUCUGGGACCCAAGCUAAUGACGACAAGGAUCAAGGUAUGAUUCUUAUGGAUGUUAUACGAAAUGUUGUGGAUGGAUUUUUUGGUCACCCGACUUCGGCAACCUCUAAUAGCCAACAACAGACGGAUGCCUCCCCUAAGACCACAUCCGAAAAUCCACCUGCACCAAUGGAGACCGAAAAUUCACCUUCCGCCCCUAUCUAUCCAGUACUAGAUCGAGAUCUACCAAAUUCAACAACCCCAGGAUCUGGUUCGCCGUCUAUGGCUACCGCUGGAUCUGCCACCCCACCGGAGAACAAUAGGAAUCCGGAGUGGACUUUUGUUGCUUCAAAUAGCCAAACUGAGAACAACAGCAAUACCGCCUCACAAACUAACCAACCUAGAGUUGCAUUUAUUUACCACGAAAAUCCAGUUAUAGCGGAAGGAUUGGUUAAAUUGCACGAAAUGGGAUUUUCUAACGAAACUGGAGUGCUUAGCAAUCUUCUUGAACAUUUCAACGGAAAUGUUAAUGACGUAGUUAAGGCUAUUUUUGAUAGAAAUAUUUAAACAUCGAUCUUUGCCACUUUUAUACUGUAUAUUCAUAUAUUGUUUAGUAGUGGGAUAGUAUACGAUAAUAUGUAAAAUGUAGUUAGUUACCGGAAUGGGUUUACUGUAUUCAGCACAAUUAAAUAAACACCUACAGAUAUACCUAA